Messenger RNA from Phoenix dactylifera (date palm), 2595 nucleotides. NCBI's taxonomy places the organism in Eukaryota, Viridiplantae, Streptophyta, Magnoliopsida, Arecales, Arecaceae. The record is from RefSeq and is a predicted model, not a curated record.
UUUCUCCCUCUCUCUGUGCCUCUCCCUCUGACACUACAGUCCCCUCUCUCUCUCUCUCUCUCCCCAUCCAUGGCGUAAGCUUGAUUCCUGAUAGUGCAAGCAAAGCAAACACCCCACACUUCAUUUUUUUUUUUUUUUUAAAUCACAAUCCCCUAAAACUCUCUCUCUUUUGUCCUUUGAGAAUUCUCCUUUUUCUCUCUCUAUUUCGUUCCAACCUUUGUGCUCCCUCACUACUACUAUAAGCCUCUUGUUUAGUGUUCCCGAACCACAACCCUUCCACCAAAAUACCUUCAUUUCCUCUCUCUCUCUCUCUCUCUCUCACCCACACACACACACAUUUCCUGCGGCCCUUGGUGACCUUCUUUGUUUAUUGCCUCACCUCAGCCUCUAAGUUCUUCUUAUUGGCUUCAUCUUGCCUUGGAAUUCAGUGUUGGAGAAUUCAUUACGCAUCACCUGUAAGUCAUUGAUGGAAUACAAUGGUUUCCUUCUGGUAAUCUCCAAAGCAAUCUCUUCAUAUGCUCUGCGCCUAAAGAGUUUACCUCUGGUUUACCUUUGCAACCAGUUACCAUAGCUUGUUUCUAUCUCCAGAGUUUAAUAGAGAGAGAGAGGAAGGGGGCAAGGUGGGUUUGUUUUGUCUUAGUUUCUCCAACAUUCUGCAUUGUUGCAUAACCCCAGCCAUCACCUGGAAUUCCCCUGCUUCUGUUAUCAUGUUGUACUUUGAGAAAAUGAAAUGAGCAUUUGAGGAGCUUAGGCACUGUUCGAGUUAUUGUUGUUUUCUACAUGGGUGAAAAUGCUAAGCCCCCCACACCCACACAAGAGACUACUUAAGUUAGGUGGCUUUGGUUCUUAGGCUCAGGAUCUUGCUGCUCCCUCAAAAGAAAAGGUCAGGAACUGGUCCACAAUUAACAAAGAUUUCUUCUCAUUCCAAUUCCAGAGUGUCUUUCUUAUUCUUUCACUUAAUAGAGUUCUUGCAAGCAAAGGCCAGUGCUCUUUUUAUUCAGUAGCUAAUUUUCUUAUCCAUCUUCCUCCACUGCUGGGUCUCUAAGGUUGGGAAAGAGUUUGGAGAAGAAGCGGGGUACCUAGAUAAGGUUCUCUGGAGUCUCAGAGCUUCCAAUUUUUCAGUGUUUUUCUGCCAAAACAAAAGAAAAUGGGCAAGUGGGUUCAUUAUUAGUUCACUUAGAGUCCCAAGAAUCUCAGACCCAAGCCACAGCUGAUUAUUAUUAUUAUUAUUAUUAUUAUCUUUGUUAUUUGAGUGGUCUAAUUCUUUCCUGUCCUUAACCUUUUCCUUUUGGUGUCCAGGACAAAAAAAAAAAAAAAGAGAGUAGCAAAAGAUAAGAAUUAGCACACAGAUAGAGAGAAAGAAUGGAUCUUUCUGGCCAUGAAGGAGAAAUCCCAAUCCCAAUAACCAGCGCAUAUGUUGGUGGCCAUGGGCACACCAUCAUCCAUGACACCCCUCCCCUCCACCACCACCCUUCCAAUGGACCUCCCCCUCCCCCUCCCCUGCCCACAGCUACAUCAGAGGACCACCAGCACCACCCUACCAACCCCUACAGCUCUAAGAAAGGAGUGGUGCUGAAGUACAGGGAGUGCCUCAAGAACCAUGCAGCCUCCAUUGGUGGUAAUGCCACUGAUGGCUGUGGUGAGUUCAUGCCAAGCGGUGAGGAGGGCACCCUGGAGGCCUUGAAGUGUUCUGCCUGCAACUGCCACAGGAACUUCCACAGGAAAGAGGUAGAAGGGGAGUCCUCCUCCUGCGACUGCUUCCACCACCUUAAGGGAAGAAAGGUGCUUGGCCAGAAGGGGCUCUUGAUCUCAGGACCAGAGGCAUUUGGCUAUGCUCCUGCCGGCAACAGUCUCAUUCCAAGGGCAUCACCACACCAUAUGAUCAUGCCCCUGGGAGCCCUGCAGACCUCUGAAUCUGAUGAUAUGGAAGGGUUCGGUGGUGGGGCCAUGGUGAGGCCUCCCAUGGUGAAGAAGAGGUUCAGGACCAAGUUCACACCAGAGCAGAAGGAGAAGAUGCUGAGCUUUGCUGAGAAGGUCGGGUGGAGGCUCCAGAAGCAGGAGGAGAGUGUGGUGCAGCAGUUCUGCCAAGAGAUUGGGGUGAAGAGGAGGGUCCUCAAGGUGUGGAUGCACAACAACAAGCAUAACUUGGCUAAGAAGAGCCCCCCUCUCCAGCUUGAAUGACUGCUGGUUCCACUCCCUCUCUUAGUUCCUCUCGGUCUUAAUCUGAUGGUUUUCUAUGGCCAAUGCUGAUUCUAGAGGUGGAUUUAGAUAGUAGCAUGUUUUGACUGUCGUUUCUUUCUUACUCUUUGGAAUUUCAUCUCUCUUGUUAGUUCUCGAUUGUUAAGGUGAUGUAGCUUAGGCAGUUUGGUAGACAUCAACCAUGCUCUCUCUCUCUCUCUUUUCUUCUUCUAAUGGCUAAAAACCUUAAGACUUUGAUCAUUUGGAUGUGAACUGCGCAUAAUGCUUUCAUGGAUUUUCCACAGCAGAUGAGGAAGAAACCCCUUGAUGAACUGCUUCUUGUUUUAGUCAUAUUAUUUUCUUUUUAAGUAACGUUCCUCUUAAUCCAUUAAAAGAUAAACUGCAAUUUCAUGACGA